AUGUUCGGCAGGAUCUUCAUCCCCAAGAAGCACCGCCAGCGCUUCGACCAGGCCGUCUCCCAGAACCUCAUCCAGCGCAUGUGCCGCAGCAAGAGCAUCAGCGAGCCGCAGGGACGCCUGCGCCGCAGCCGCAGCGAGGACCACCCCGACCGCCACCGCGGCUCCAAGAGGGCCAGCUCCGUCCCCCGCGAACCCGCUGAGCACGUGGCCGGCGGGGACAGGGAGAGGGACCGGGACCGGGAUCGAGACCGGGAUCGGGAUCGGGACCGGGACCGGGACCGGGAGAGGGAGAGGGACCGCGACCGGGACAGGGACAGGAACCGGGACAGGGACCGGGACCGGGACCGGUCGAGGGACCGGGAGAGGGAGAGGGGAGCCAGGAAGUCUGUGAUAUCAGUGCAUCCAGGGCCGGGAGCCAAUCAGAGGACUUUGCGGGUCUACCGGGGGAAGAAGAGCUUUGGUUUCACCCUGCGUGGUCAUGCUCCCGUCAGCAUCGACUCUGUUAUCCCAGACAGCCCGGCUCAGGAAUGCGGCCUGAAGCCAGGAGAUCGCAUCCUCUUCCUCAACGGGCUGGACAUGAGGAACUGCUCCCAUGAGAAGGUGGUGUCCAUGCUGCAGGGCAGCGGGGCCAUGCCCACCCUAGUGGUGGAGGACGGCCCCGCUGACUACUGCUACUCGGACCACAGCGACCCCGAGGACUCCGGGGGGUCCAUGCUGGCCCCCACUGCCGUGCCACGCUCCAGUUCCCCGGCCCUCAGCUCUCUGCAGUGGGUAGCGGAGAUCCUGCCCCCCAGCAUCAAGGUGCACGGCCGCACCUUCAGCCAGCAGCUGGACCACCUUCUGACGGUCCAGGAGCGCUACGCCGUCUGCAAGGCCCUGGAGACGUUCUUCCAGCACAGGAACGUGGACACCCUGAUCGUCGACGUGUUCCCGGUGCUGGACACCCCGGCCAAGCAGCUCAUCUGGCAGUUCAUCUACCAGCUGCUGACCUACGAGGAGCAGGAGCGCUGCCAGAGCAAGAUCUCACGCUUCCUGGGCUUCAAGAGCGCAGCGGCGGUGGAGCCUGAGCCUUUGGUGACGGAGCACCACCGUAGGAGCAGCUCAGUGCGUGUGCGCAGCACGUCGUACCGCAGCAGCAUGCAGGAGAGGAGCUCCGACGACUGCAUCAUCGGAACCCACCUGGGGAUGGGGAUUCAUGUCGAAGCGCCCGACAGCCCCGAGGAGAGGGAGUGCGGAGACGGGACCUCGUUCCCAGAGUCCCCCGACAUGAAAAACAUGUCAGGCCUGUACACGGAGCUGGGCAACGUGUACGCCGCCAAGAGCGCCUCGCCCCCGCACGGGCGGGGCCAGGCCGAGCCCUACCGAGGGCGCUCGCUCUCCCCCCUCACCCUCCCCCCGCUGACAGGGAGCCACACCAAGUCGGGCCUGUCCCUGUCCUGGAAGGAGCCCCUGCCCACGCCCGUGUACGAGCUGUACCACCAGGGCAGCCAGGAGUCCAACCCCUACGUCAGCCUGGAGAGCCCCCCCGCCUCCCCCCACCCCUCCAACGGCAGCAGCGGGGGCCUCAGCCCGCUGGGCCGCCGCAAGAAGCUCUUCACCUUCUCCCGGCCGCCGCGCAGCCGCGACACCGACAAGUUCCUGGACGCGCUGAGCGAGCAGCUGGGCCACCGCGUCACCCUGGUGGACGAGGGCCUGCCCCCCCGCCGCGACAACGACUACGAGGAGAUGAGCUACCAGGAGGAGCAGGAGCCGUGCUUGGCGCCGCGCCAGCUGAGCAGCGACGGCAGCGACGGCCGCAGCAGCAGCGACGACAUCACCUCCUUCUCCUCGGGCUCCGAGCCCAUCCCCCCGCCCCCCUCCCAGAGCCCCCCGCCGCCGCCCUCCUUCGCGUCCCCCAUCCCGCCGCCCUUCCAGUUCACCGACCCGCACCCGACCGUGCGCUUCUCCCCGGAGCACAUCCCCCGCGCCCGCAUGGCCUUCCACCCCCAGCACCCCAUCAUCCCGCCGCCGCCGCCGCCCCCCAGGCUGCUGCUGUCGGGACGGCCCCGGCUCCACCAGGCCCCGCCCCCCAGGGAGGAGGAGGAGGAGCCGCCGCCGCCGGCGGGCAUGACCCACGACCCCCAGCGGUUCCAGGGCACCUUCGCCCGGAUCCCGCGCUCGGGGACCCAGACGCUGGCGGGCCGGCGGUCCCAGCCGUCCACCCGGACCCCCCACCUGCCGCGGCAGAUCAGCACGCCCCAGCCCCUGAGGCAGCCCUCGCCCCAGCCCUCGCCCCAGGUGCUGAGGCCCAGCCACCUGGUGCUGCAGCGGCACCACCAGCUGCACCACCAGCACAGCUACCAGGGCCCGCUGCCGCCCUCGGCCCAGGAGCCCGCCCCCCCCCACACCCAGAGCCACUCUCUGGGCCGCAGCCCCGCCACCGCCCACACCACCCGCACCACCCUGCUCACCCACAAGAGCUACGACGCCCCCCUGAUGGAGCUGCCCCCACAGAGGGUAGCCCCUCCCCCACCCCCCCCCCUGCCCCCCCUGCCCCCCUGCGAGCCCCCUCCCCUGCCCAGGGCCAGCCCCACCCCCUCAGAGUCCAACCACAUGAGCGUCAAAAGGCUGCGCUGGGAGCAGGUGGAGAAGUCUGAGGGCACCAUCUGGGGACAGCUUGGAGAGGACUCAGACUACGACAAGCUGAGUGACAUGGUGAAGUACUUGGACCUGGAGCUGCACUUUGGGACUCAGCGCAGAUCCAUGUCCCCCCCAGAGCCCACCUUCCUGCCUGAGAACUUUAAAAAGAAGGACGUGGUGGAGAUCCUGUCCCAUAAGAAGGCCUACAACGCCUCCAUCCUGAUCGCCCACCUGAAACUGUCCCCAGCCGAGCUCCGCCAGGUGCUGAUGACGGUGACCACGGAGCGUCUGGAGCCCGCCCACAUCAAGCAGCUGCUGCUGUACGCGCCCGACGAGGAGGAGGUGAAGCGCUACCGGCAGUUCGACCAGGACCCCACCAAGCUCAGCGAGCCCGACCAGUUCAUCUUCCAGAUGUUGAUGGUGCCAGAGUACAAGACGCGCCUGCGGAGCCUCCACUUUAAGACCACCCUAGCGGAGAAGACUGAGGAGAUCAAGGUGGCCUAUGAGUACAUCUACAAGGCCUCCACUGAGCUGAGGACCAGCAGGAAACUGGCCAAGAUCCUGGAGUUUGUGCUGGCAAUGGGGAACUACCUGAACAAUGGCCAGCCCAAGAACAGCCGUACCACGGGCUUCAAGAUCAUCUUCCUCACAGAGCUGAGUACGACCAAGACGGUGGACGGUAAAUCAACGUUUCUUCACAUCCUGGCCAAAUCUCUCUGCGAACACUUUCCAGAACUGCUCAACUUUGACAGAGACCUCACAACAGUGCCUCUGGCAGCCAAAGUCAAUCAGAGGGCGGUCACAUCGGAGCUGGUUGACCUCCACUCCACCAUACAGGACAUACGGACCGCCUGCGCAAAGAUCCCUGCCACCUCCGAGGACCACUUCGCCUCUGUCAUGAGCAGCUUCCUGGAGAACAGCCAUCCCGCGGUGCAGUCCCUGGACGCGCUGCAGCACCGCGCCAUGGAGGAGUUCUCCAAGGUGGCCUCCUACUUCGGGGAGGAGAGCAAGGCGACCAGCACCGAGGUCUUCUUCGGCAUCUUCACAGAGUUCAUGUCCAAGUUUGAGCGAGCCCUGGGCGAGACCAAGGCGUCCGAGAACCCCCGCAGCCCCCGGCUGGUCUCCCCUCUGGCGUGGUAGGACCCCCCCCUGAUCCCCCCCGACGGCCUCAUGGCUCCUAGCGCCCCGCCAUGUCGACGGCGACGCCCGUAAAAUCCCCCCUCUCACUUUGCUCUCUUCAACCAAAGUGCCAAGAUGACCCCCGGAUCACACCCCCACACGACCUCCACUGCCAGGGCUCAGACACCCCCACACCGCUCGCUAGAACUCCUAAGCCGCCCUGUUUAGAGAGAAGGGAAGUUUCAGGUCAAAGGUCAAAAGAGGGUCCAUUUAGGAGGAAACCGAGGGGCCAGUUCUACAUUGAUGCGCAUCACUGUGUAGAGAGUCGGGGGCCAGGGCACCUGGGUGCUGACUGCACUGCUCUCAACACACCGUCUGGGUGGCUGUUGGGAAGGAGUGACAGAGACGUAGGUCAUAGCAACGAGUGGUCUAAAUAUACAAUUAGAACUUUGUUUUAUGUUUGAUUAGACAGUUAAAAAAAAGAAAAAAAAAAGAAAUAUAUAUUUUCUAUCUGAACGGGUUCAAGAGUUGUAUAGAUUAAAAGGUUGAUAUAUAACAUAGAUAUAUGAUACAUGCCAGUUGAUUGUACUUAUGCAGAUAGCAACAGGCUAUACCAGGGUUUGGCAGAUUACAGUUAAAUACAGUUAUGUUCUCUCUUCCAGACCCCUAUAGAGGACUAUUUGAUUAUAUUGGUUGUAGAAAACAUUAUGUAGGCCUACAACAAUAUGCAAAAAUCUCUACAAAAUUAAAGUACACUGAUAUUUAAGGGGGUUUUAAAAAAUGCGAUAUCAGUGCAGGGUUAUCGUCAACAUGAAUGCCGUCCGUUGUUUGAAACAAACAAGUUCCAGAAGUUUGCUUAGUUCAAUGUUGCCGGCUUGUUACAAUAGACGUACCGUUAGUUAAACGGCGACUGUAAAUAGAUAUUUUCUGACGACUCCAUUUUCACAGAUUGAAUGACUCACAUACGAUGUAGCGAUGUUGCUAUGGUGUUUUUCUAAUGUUGGCGUUAUUGACGUUGAAUGUUCAUACAGUUUGCUAUGCAUUCUCUGUCUCUUUUUUGAUGAUAUGCUCUAUUUAUGCUGAGACUCCCGUGAGCACACACUUGAAGCGUUUGGUUAUUGCACAGCUUGAAUCAGGCUUUAGAGGUACCUGUGACCGUGUGUUCGAGUGUACGCUGGCUGCAGGACAGUGCACUACAGUGUUUCGUUGGUUUAUUUUUUUCAAAGUCAUUUGCAUGUUGUGGAAGUCAGUGUUGUAAUUUAUGUUAACAAAAAAAAUGCACAUCUGCUCUUGUUUAGUUUAAUUUUAUAGUUGUUUUAAAAUAAAAAAGAAAGUCUGUUUAAUGUUUACCGUA
Molecule: messenger RNA, 5092 nt
Organism: Gadus morhua (Atlantic cod)
Lineage: Eukaryota; Metazoa; Chordata; Actinopteri; Gadiformes; Gadidae
Gene: grid2ipb
Product: glutamate receptor, ionotropic, delta 2 (Grid2) interacting protein, b
Molecular function (GO): protein binding
Source: RefSeq, a predicted model, not a curated record